AUGAUAUGGAGGGGAUUGGAACGCCUGAAUCACAUGAUAUGGAGGGGAUUGGAACGCCUGAAUCACAUGAUAUGGAGGGGAUUGGAACGCCUGAAUCACAUGCUAUGGAGGGGAUUGGAACGCCUGAAUCACAUGCUAUGGAGGGGAUUGGAACGCCUGAAUCACAUGAUAUGGAGGGGAUUGGAACGCCUGAAUCACAUGCUAUGGAGGGGAUUGGAACGCCUGAAUCACAUGCUAUGGAGGGGAUUGGAACGCCUGAAUCACAUGCUAUGGAGGGGAUUGGAACGCCUGAAUCACAUGCUAUGGAGGGGAUUGGAACGCCUGAAUCACAUGCUAUGGAGGGGAUUGGAACGCCUGAAUCACAUGAUAUGGAGGGGAUUGGAACGCCUGAAUCACAUGAUAUGGAGGGGAUUGGAACGCCUGAAUCACAUGAUUUGGAAGGGGCGUGUAUAUUAU
This is a messenger RNA of Staurois parvus, 456 nucleotides long. The record is from the annotation of a GenBank genome assembly. NCBI's taxonomy places the organism in Eukaryota, Metazoa, Chordata, Amphibia, Anura, Ranidae.